AUGGAAACCCCACAGCGGAACCAGAUCACCGCACCUGUCUCUAAAUUCGAGAGUUUGUUUUUACUAUUUGCAAAUCUCUCUCUGGCUAUGUAUCUAUCUUGGUUGCUCAGUUGCUUUGCACCAAUUUUGUUAGGGGAUUCCCCCGUCUUUAACUUUAUCAAUAGUCUCUCCCCUAUUAAGCCAGUUAAGUCCAUGCACACUACUCAGACGUUUAACUCUCUUAGUUUUGCAUCCCUUCCAUCUGUUUUCACUUCACCGCAUGUCAGUUCCCUCAAGGAUUCUACAUUCUUAAGAAGGCAUCAAUACUCAGAUCCAUCAAAACCAGAGUUGUCUUCUGAUAAUGGGGCCAAAGUUAAUUGCUGUGAAGGUAGUACAGAUGUUGCUCAUACCUCUGGUGAGCAACUGGAAAAUUUUGAACCAGGUAAUUCUGGGGGUGAAGCUUCUGCUGAGGCAGCUUGUGAAUGCUCAAAGCUCUCAGUUGAGCUCCAACGGACCUUAAGUAAUGAUUGUAAUAGCCCUAAUUGCAACUCAACACAUUGCCUUGGCACUGAAACCAAAUGUGUUUCAGAACUGGCCGGCACAUCAGUGCCACUUUCUCCAUUAGGUCAAGAUGUCUUGGAAGGGGGUCUGUUUGGAAGUGAAGUGCAUAGAGAGCAUUAUAGCGAGAUUGAUCAUGAUAAAGAAGCAAUUGGUUGUUAUGGGGAAAUUUUGAUGGCUGAUAUUGCUGAUCUAUUAGUUUUUGAGUCACCCAAUGAUACUGAGGUUUUUAAUGGCACCUGUCAGAAAUCUCUGGACCCUGGAACAAAAUUCUGUACUUCUCUUAUCAAUGAUUUGCAACCGGCACAAGAUACUGGUGAAGUUGGUCUAGGAGAACAACAGAGAACAGAAAGUUUGUACAUUCAACCAGUAGAGGGUGGUAAUCAAAAGGAAAUAGCUGAGACACAAGACAUGUUUGCCAAUACUUCUCUGAGUAAUGGUGUGGCUGGUGGGCUAAGUGAAAAAAUAAAUGAUAAGGCUGUUUCUAAUUUGUACCGAGGUAUGAGAAGACGCUGUCUGGUGUUUGAGAUGGGCGGGGCUCGUAGAAAGCAUUUGGAUGAGGGUUCAAGUGCUGGUUCAUCCAUGUUAUUGCUGCCUGAUGGAACCACUGGUUCCAAUGAUAAGCAACUAGCUCCUAUAAAGCCUGGAAAUGAUUCCUCACGGUGCAUUUUACCUGGAAUUGGCUUGCAUUUGAACGCUCUUGCAACAACUUCAAAGGACUAUACGGUUGUCAAGCAUGAAGCUUUGGCUUCUGGAAUAAAAAUAAGAAGUGCACACGACUCCAGUGCCUCCUUUCAUUAUUUGACUUCUGGUCAAGAACCAUUGAAUAAUUCUUUAGUUGUGACCUCUUCAGAAAUAGACAUAGGUAGUGCAGAAAAUGAAGCUUUGGUUGUGGAAGAGGCUUCUCGGGCAUCUGGAUAUGAGGUCACUGAAGAGUUCAAUCAGAGUAGCCCGAAGAAAAAGAGGCGUAGGUCAGAACAUGCUGGAGAAAUGGAGGCCUGUAAGCGUUGUAACUGUAAAAAAUCAAAAUGCUUGAAGCUUUACUGUGAAUGUUUUGCUGCUGGUGUCUACUGUGUGGAGCCAUGUUCAUGUCAAGAAUGCUAUAACAAACCUGUUCAUGAAGAUACUGUUCUUGCAACUCGCAAACAGAUUGAAUCACGCAAUCCUCUUGCAUUUGCUCCCAAAGUGAUUAGAAGCAUCGACUCUCAACCAGAAAUUGGGGACGACACCAGCAAGACUCCUGCCUCAGCACGACAUAAGAGAGGAUGCAACUGCAAGAAAUCUGGUUGCCUAAAGAAAUACUGUGAAUGCUAUCAGGGUGGUGUUGGAUGCUCCAUUAACUGCAGAUGUGAAGGGUGCAAGAAUGCGUUUGGCAGAAAGGAUGGAUAUGCUCUAUUAGAAGCCGAAUUAGAAGAAGAGGAAACAGAAACACGUGAAAAAAGUGUAGUGGAGAAGAGUUCACAUAUUGUCCUCCAGAACGAUGCUGAGGCAAAUACAGAUUCUGUUCUUCCUGCAACACCUUCGCGGUUUUGCAGACAAUCAGCUCAGCUGCCGUUUUCCUCAAAGUGCAAACCACCAAGAUCUUCUGUCCUUUCUAUUGGAUCGUCUUCUGGGUUGUAUGGUGGUACCCAAAGGUUUGGGAAGCCAAAUUUGUUUCAGCCACUACAGAAGGUUGAAAAGCAUUUUCAAACCAUUCGAGAAGAUGAAAUGCCUGAAAUUCUUCUGGGAAACGGCUCUCCUAGCAGCGGCAUAAAGUCUUCAUCUCCUAACAGUAAGAGAGUCUCUCCUCCACACUCUGAGUUUGGGUUGUCUCCUGGUCGGAGAAGCAGCCGGAAGUUGAUUUUGCAGUCUAUUCCUUCGUUUCCUUCACUCACCCCCAAGCAUUGAGAUUAUUGUCAUCUGUUGGGUGAACUUGGAAGGAUUUCUCUCAGACCUACAUUGUAUACUUAUAGGUUAUGUUGUUCUUGUUGGUAUGCCCUUUGAGCUUGCCUUCUCUGCUUGUAUAAUAGUCUGUUGUUUCCAGAAUAAUCA
This is a messenger RNA of Ilex paraguariensis (yerba mate), 2568 nucleotides long. The record is from the annotation of a GenBank genome assembly. Lineage: Eukaryota; Viridiplantae; Streptophyta; Magnoliopsida; Aquifoliales; Aquifoliaceae.